UGUUUCUUUGUGCCUUACAGGUGAAGCACAGAGGCCUCCAUCAUGUCGGAUGGAGAUUAUGAUUACCUCAUCAAGUUUUUGGCCUUGGGAGACUCUGGAGUGGGGAAGACCAGUGUACUGUACCAGUACACUGAUGGGAAGUUCAACUCCAAAUUCAUCACCACAGUGGGCAUUGAUUUCAGGGAAAAGAGAGUGGUGUACAGAGCGAAUGGACCGGAUGGAACUGUGGGCCGAGGCCAGAGGAUUCACCUGCAGUUAUGGGACACGGCGGGGCAGGAGAGGUUUCGUAGCCUGACCACGGCAUUCUUCAGGGACGCCAUGGGUUUCCUGCUUCUGUUCGACCUGACAAACGAGCAAAGUUUCCUCAAUGUCCGAAACUGGAUAAGCCAGCUACAGAUGCACGCGUACUGCGAAAACCCAGAUAUAGUGCUCUGCGGAAAUAAGAGUGACCUAGAAGACCAGAGAGCUGUGAAAGAGGAGGAAGCCAGGGAACUCGCAGAGAAGUAUGGAAUCCCCUAUUUUGAAACCAGCGCUGCCAAUGGGACAAACAUAAGCCAAGCAAUUGAGAUGCUCCUGGACCUGAUCAUGAAGCGGAUGGAGCGGUGUGUGGACAAGUCCUGGAUUCCAGAGGGGGUGGUGCGGUCCAAUGGCCAUACUUCUACAGAUCAACUCAGCGAGGAGAAGGAGAAGGGGUUAUGCGGCUGUUGAGACACCAAGUGAGCAUGGCGGCGGCAAUGGUGGCAGUGGUGGCAGCAGCGCCUGGCCCCUGCCUGCCAAAUCCUCUGUAGAGACCAAGCCAGCAUCACGUGCCAAGUGCUGCUCCUCAUCUCCAGUAGAACUGACUCAACAUCCAAUUGUAACUCAUUGCAACUUCAUAUGAUUUAGUCCAUGAAUUGGGGGAACUAUUUCACAGAGCCAAAAGUGUCUUAGAGAAAAAAAAAAAAAAAAAAAAAGCCCAUGGCCUCGGGUCAUUCAGGGAUCCAAGAUUUCAGCCAUGGAAGAUUUCGUGUCAUGUAGAAUGCUGAUGGUCCCGUCGCCUGCCUUAACAGCCAACUGCCUCAACACAGCCCUAGAGUCUCACUGAAGACGUUAAGAUGUUUGGGCAAUGAAAAGCUAGCAUGGUCUAGAGAAUCCAGAGUUCAGAAUCCUUACCGUAGAAUAUCACUCUCACGUGAAUGUUAAUAAGUGUGUACCAUGGAUCAAUGUCUUUCAGCAUUACCUUAAACUUAGCCUUCCCUCUGACAUGAACGUAAACAGAUGGCGGCCAUAUCUGUAGGCUCUGAGUAGACUGGAUUGACUCACUGUGAGUUUGG
Molecule: messenger RNA, 1313 nt
Organism: Rattus rattus (black rat)
Lineage: Eukaryota; Metazoa; Chordata; Mammalia; Rodentia; Muridae
Gene: Rab27a
Product: RAB27A, member RAS oncogene family
Exons: 5
Coding region: 43-708 (221 amino acids)
Biological process (GO): positive regulation of exocytosis; melanosome transport
Cellular component (GO): secretory granule; melanosome
Molecular function (GO): GTPase activity; GTP binding
Source: RefSeq, a predicted model, not a curated record